Messenger RNA from Fraxinus pennsylvanica, 2706 nucleotides. The record is from the annotation of a GenBank genome assembly. Lineage: Eukaryota; Viridiplantae; Streptophyta; Magnoliopsida; Lamiales; Oleaceae.
AUGGAGUUGAUUCCAUUUUUCUGGUUUAGUUUGUUAUUUUUUUCUGGAUUUGUUGGAUUUACUCGCUGCUAUCAAGAUGGCUUCUUGAGUUUAACAUGUGGUGGAACUACUAGUUAUGUUGAUUCCUACAAUAUCUCAUGGAUUCCUGAUGGUGAUUAUACAAGUACUGGCGGUAUAACCAGUGUAGAGGGCCCUUCUUCAUCUCGUCUUCCGGUCCGAUUUUUCCCCGAUUCUCGAGGCAGAAAUUGUUACAGGCUACCACCAGUAACAAAUGUGCCAUCCUUGGUUCUUGUUAGGACACAAUUUGUGUACAAAAACUAUGAUGGACUUGGAAAACCCCCUGUAUUCACUGUUUCUCUUGGAAGAGCCAUGGUUGCUAUGGUCAAUCUCACUCGUAAUGAUCCGUGGAUCGAAGAGUUCAUAUUUCCAGCCAAUAAGGAAGUUCUGCCUUUAUGCUUUCAGUCGACUCCGAACGGUGGAUUUCCUGUUAUUUCAUCACUUGAACUUAGGCCUCUACCUGAGGGAGCUUACAGCACUGCAUUGGGAGAUUCUACUGAUAAGCUACUUAAGAAGUCAUAUCGGAUUAACUGUGGUUAUAACGACGGUUCGCUAAGGUACCCUCUCGACCAAUAUGAUCGAAUGUGGGAUGCAGACGAGGACUUCUCACCUUUUCAUGUAUCAUCUGGUUUCGAUGUUGAAAGUACAUUUAAUUUGUCGACUAUUAAAGAAAGCCCCCCGGCUGUUGUUCUUCAAACCGCGAGAGUCUUGGCGAGGUGGAAUAAUCUGAUAUACAACCUGCCCUUAGAUAAUCAAGGAGACUACCAUGUUGUUCUGUACUUUGCUGGAAUUCUACCUGUUUCUCCAACAUUUGAUGUGUUAAUCAACACGGACGUUGUUCAAUCAAACUAUACAGUUGCACAUUGGGAGGCCGGUACCCUAUUCUUUACAAUAAGAGGAAUCAAGAACUUGAGCAUCACAUUAAAGUCAAUCAGCUACUAUCCUUUAAUAAAUGCUCUUGAGGUUUAUGAAAUUCUUGAUAUUCCCUUAGAAACUUCUUCAACUACAGUUUCAGCUCUUCGGGUUAUUCAACAAUCGACUGGCCUGGAUCUGGGAUGGCAAGAUGAUCCAUGCUACCCUACACCAUGGGAGCAUGUAGAAUGUGAAGGAAAUCUCGUCACUUCAUUGAUGCUUUCUGAUAUCAAGUUGAGAUCAAUCAGUCCCACGUUCGGCGAUCUGCUGGAUCUUAAAACACUGGACUUGCAUAACACAUCACUUGCUGGAGAAAUACAAAAUUUGGGUGGACUACAACGUCUUGAGAAACUGAAUUUGAGCUUCAAUCAGCUAACAUCCUUUGGUUCUGAGUUGGAUGAUUUGAUGAACAUUAAAGUUCUGGACUUGAAGAAUAAUAGUUUGCAGGGAACAGUUCCUGAGAGCUUGGAGGAGUUGAAAGACCUUCAUUUAUUGAAUCUCGAAAACAAUAAGCUACAAGGGCCACUACCGCAAGCUUUGAACAGAGAAAGUUUAGAAGUUAGAACAUCGGGGAAUUUGUGCCUCACUUUCACCACGAUAUGCAACGACUUUUCUAGCAAUUCUUCAAUCCAGCCACAAGUCACCAUCUUUACUCCUAGAAAGCACAAGAGCCAUAGACAUAUAGCGAGUCUACUUGGCGCUCUUGGAGGAGCUGUACUUGUUCUUUUCGUUAUCUCAUUUUUGGUAAUCUUGUACAUGAGGAGAAAGAGAACAGAUUUCGUAUAUACAGGAAGACCUGAAGUGGAUAUGAAAAACUGGAAUGGUGCAAAAGUCUUCACCUAUAAAGAGAUCAAAGCAGCUACAAAAAACUUCAAAGAGACAAUAGGCCGUGGUAGUUUUGGAUGUGUUUACCUUGGACAACUUCCAGAUGGUAAUUCAGUUGCUGUUAAAGUACGAUUCGAUAAAACUCAGCUAGGAGCAGAUUCCUUCAUCAAUGAGGUGUCUCUUCUAUCACAAAUCCAUCACCAGAAUCUCGUAUCAUUGGAAGGAUUCUGCUAUGAGUCGAAGCAACAGAUACUAGUUUAUGAAUAUUUACCCGGUGGAUCAUUGGCGGAUAACCUUUAUGGUUCCAAUAGUAAAAAAAUAACACUCAGCUGGGUUCGCAGAUUGAAAAUUGCAGUCGAUGCUGCAAAAGGUUUGGAUUAUCUACACAAUGGAAGCGAACCGCGUAUAAUUCAUCGUGAUGUGAAGAGUAGCAAUAUCCUUUUGGACGUCGAAAUGAAUGCUAAAGUAUGUGACUUUGGCCUUUCUAAGCAAAUGACACAAGCCGAUGCAACACAUAUAACCACUGUAGUCAAAGGCACUGCUGGAUAUAUUGAUCCCGAGUAUUAUUCUACACAACAGUUAACUGAGAAAAGUGAUGUCUAUAGUUUUGGAGUAGUCCUUCUUGAGCUCAUAUGUGGCCGGGAACCACUCACUCAUACCGGCACUCCAGAUUCUUUUAAUUUGGUUUUAUGGGCCAAGCCAUACUUGCAGGCAGGAGCAUUUGAGGUUGUGGAUGAGAGCAUUAAGGGAAGUUUUGAUAGUGAGAGCAUGAGAAGGGCUUCUUUAAUUGCAUGCACGUCUGUCGAAACUGAUGCACUUCGCAGGCCAACCAUUGCACAAGUACUAGCUGAGCUCAAAGAAGCCUAUAGCAUCCAGCUCGCCUAUCUUGCAUCUUCUCGUCUUAUAAAUUAA